UCCUGGUGACUAACCACAUUGGAAUGGUUCUUUUUUUCAAAACUAAAUUACAUUUCGUUUAGUGAAUGAUAAAUUGAAAUGGUUCUAUAGAUGCUGCCAACCCAAAGGCUCUUCUCUACCCAGAAGGGCCAGAACAAUAUCAUUAACAACGUCGCAGCAGCAUCUCAAGCUUCUGCAACUCCAACAACAGUAAUAAUGGCUUUGAUUUGAUAUCCAUCGACCAAAGCUUCUUCUUCUCUCCCUCUAAAUUAAGUACUGCAAGCUCAUCAGCUUCGCUCGCACCUGCCGGAAGAUGAGAUCGUCGAAAACCCAGUUCAGCCUCAGUCUCAAGCUCCUCCUUAUCUGCCUCGCCUUCCUCUUCAUCCUCUUCCUCGUCCUCCGAUCAAGCUCCCAGCCGUCGUCCCACCAAAUCCCGCCGCUCUUCUCCUCCUCCUCCUCCUCCAACUCCUCGGAUUCCGACCAAACCACCUGCUCUCAGGCUCCGACAUGCACCAAGAUCCCGCCGUCUCUGGCGCAGGCCAUGGUCCACUACGCCACCUCCAACAUCACACCGCAGCAGACCAAGAAGGAGAUCUCCGUCUCGCUCCGGGUCCUCGAGAGGAAGUCGCCUUGCAACUUCCUGGUAUUCGGCCUCGGCCACGACAGCCUCAUGUGGACGGCGCUCAACCACGGCGGCCGCACAGUGUUCCUCGAAGAAGACAAGUCCUGGAUCGACCAAAUCAGCCGCCAGUUGCCCAGCCUCGAGUCUUACCACGUCGUUUACGACACCAAGGUGAGCGACGCCGAUCAGCUGAUGGAGAUCGGGACGAAAGAAGAAUGCAAGGUCGUCGGGGACCCGAGAUUCUCCAAGUGCGGGCUGGCCCUGAAAGGGCUGCCGAACGAGGUGUACGACAUUGAAUGGGACUUGAUCAUGGUGGACGCGCCAACGGGGUACCACGACGCCGCGCCGGGGAGGAUGGGCGCCAUCUACACAGCCGGGCUGAUGGCCCGGAACCGGGAGCAAGGGGAAACGGACGUUUUUGUUCACGAUGUGGACAGAACUGUGGAGGAUAAGUUCUCCAAGGCUUUUCUCUGUGAAGGUUAUUUGACGGAGCAGGAGGGCAGGAUCAGGCAUUUUACAGUUCCCAGUCACCGGACCGUCGCCGGCCGGCCUUUCUGCCCGUAGAUCGUCUUCUUCUGCUUCUUCUUCUUCUUCUUCUUCUCCAUUGCUGUACCGUCUCUGAUGAUUUUACCAUCCCGAGAUUGAAGAGAUGACACUGUUUUGAUGCCUGUGAUUUGGGUCUGCUACUACUGUACUGCCUGAUGAACUCUGUAUAAUCGGCGAUCGAGUUUUCAGACGGAAAGGGUAAAUAAUCGAUUGAUCUAGUUUUUAA
Diospyros lotus (date-plum) is the source of this 1373-nucleotide messenger RNA. RefSeq names its product glucuronoxylan 4-O-methyltransferase 3-like. The transcript has a single exon. The record is from RefSeq and is a predicted model, not a curated record. NCBI's taxonomy places the organism in Eukaryota, Viridiplantae, Streptophyta, Magnoliopsida, Ericales, Ebenaceae. Gene Ontology annotation, molecular function: glucuronoxylan 4-O-methyltransferase activity. Gene Ontology annotation, biological process: xylan biosynthetic process. The coding region runs from base 293 to 1165 and encodes 290 amino acids.